Molecule: messenger RNA, 2194 nt
Organism: Aphis gossypii (cotton aphid)
Lineage: Eukaryota; Metazoa; Arthropoda; Insecta; Hemiptera; Aphididae
Product: peroxidase-like
Exons: 13
Coding region: 175-2049 (624 amino acids)
Biological process (GO): response to oxidative stress
Molecular function (GO): peroxidase activity; heme binding
Source: RefSeq, a predicted model, not a curated record
UGUUAUUUGAGAUCACAUUAAAACUAGAGAGUUCUGUCCUACAGCACAAAUUAAGUGCAUUAUUUUUAGAUUCAACUCUAUGUUGAACUAACAUAGAUAAUAAUUCUAUUAUUAUUUACAUUUAAUAUAAAUUAAAAACUGUUGGUUUUAUUUUUUAAGUUUGUCUGUAUAAGGAUGUUAAAUUUUUUUCCGUGGUUAUGUGUCAUAUCAGUGUUUGGAAGUUCAUCAAGUCUUGUAUUUAGAAAGAGAAGUCCCGUGAUUUAUAAUGGAGACGGUCCCCGUUCAAAUAGUAUAUAUUAUGACAAAUGUGCACCCAAAGUGUCUUGCAAAAGAAAUGCAAUUUACAGGACAAUAAAUGGCCAAUGUAAUAACUUAAAGCACCCUUUGUGGGGGAUGGCUGAAACUCCAUACAUCAGACUUUCUGAAGCUGCUUAUAAUGAUGGUGUUUAUGAAGUUCGUAAACAAGAGAAUGGUUCUCGGUUGCCUAGACCUCGUGGAAUACAGUUAGACUUAUUUUUGCGAAGAUCAUUUGAUUCACGAGACCAAUACCACAACAAUUAUCAUCUAAGUCAAUUUGGCCAAUGGGCGAAUCAUGAUAUUAGUCUUAUGAACCCCGAUACAACAGGGCCAGAAUUAUGUUGUCAUAAUCCAAUUCAACCGAUAAACAGAAAUACUCCAUACCAAUGUCAAUUAGUUAUUGAGGUACCAACGAAUGAUCCAGUUCUUGAAAGUUACGGACAAACAUGUAUGGAAUUUAGACGUGCAAUGACGGCUGCCAAUAAUUUCAACUGUCCCGUAAUUCCUCAAACCCCAAUGAAUCAGGCGACAUCAUUUAUCGACGCGUCACAAUUGUAUGGACAUACAGUAGAUACGGCAGCUUCAAUUAGAACGUUUAACGGUGGAAGAUUGAAAACAGAUAUCAUAAAUGGGCACCAGUUUUGUCCUCAAAAGCGAAGAUAUAGAUCAUUAUUAUGCGACGAGCGGAAUGACGUGGGCGUUUGUUUUGAAGCUGGAGACCCAAGAUUAAAUCAAAACUUAGGGCUCACAGCAUAUACGACAAUGUUUACCAGGUUUCAUAAUAUCAUUGCUGAUAAGUUACGAAAACUUAAUCCACAUUGGCCUGAUGUAAAGUUGUAUCAAGAAGCUAGAAAGUUCGUUGGAGCACUUAACCAAAAAAUUGUUUAUGCAGAUUAUUUGCCUAUUUUACUUGGAAAAUCAUUCAUAAAACGCUCUGGCUUAGAACUUAGAAAUAAUAGAAGGACAAUAUAUAACCCUUCGCUCAUGCCGCAAUUGACCACGGAAUUCGCAGGCGGUGCUUUUCGAGUGCCACAUAAUACAUUGCCUUCGUUUUACAAUUACAUAGAUAAAAAUUAUGAAAUAGUUGAUUCGGUAAAAUUCGUUGACUGGAUGUCGAAACCCGAUCCUUUAGUAAAAGAACCAAAUUUUGAGGAUCUAGUCAGAGGCAUGACGAUAACAACAGGCCGUAUGUUUACGCCUUCGUUUAACUUUUACAUAUCAAAUUUCAUGUUCCGAAGUCACCUCACCGGUAACCAAGAUUUGCUGUCAGUGGAUAUUCAAAGAGGGCGUGAUGUUGGCGUACCAUCCUAUACUACGAUAAGAAAAUUGUGCGGUUUCAAAGAAAUUACAUCAUUUGAAGAUUUAACAGAAUUUUUAUCUAUUGAGGACGUUGGGGAACUGAAAGCACUAUACUCAUCUGUUGAUGACAUUGAUCUACUUGUGGGAGCUUUACUCGAAUCACCAGUCGAUGAUGGAACAGUUGGUCCAACUGCACAGUGCAUCAUAGCUGAUGUAUUUUAUCGUAUUAGAUACGGUGAUCGUUUCUUUUUCGACGUGCAAAAUCAACGGGGAAGUUAUUCACAAGAACAAGUGAGAAUUUUGAAAAACCUCGACCUGGGUCAUGUAUUAUGUGCUACAACUGAACUGGAAGAAGUACCAAAGUAUAUUUUUAAGACUACAAGAUUUUCAUCUACAAUAAUCAAAUGCAAAAGACAUUUACAGGAUUUGGAUCUUAGCUCUUGGGCAAAUUAGUUUGUUCGGUAUAUUGAUUUAAUAAUAUUUUAUGCAAAACGAUUAUUAUGCAGUAAUGCGUUAUAAUUUGUAAUUAAAAAUGUAUAAUAUUAUAAUUUAUUUAAAUUAUAAAUUAAAUAAAUAAAUACUGACAUAUGUAAUAUUA